This is a messenger RNA of Selaginella moellendorffii, 1154 nucleotides long. Its product is annotated as SAGA-associated factor 29 homolog A. The record is from RefSeq and is a predicted model, not a curated record. The transcript is spliced from 9 exons. NCBI's taxonomy places the organism in Eukaryota, Viridiplantae, Streptophyta, Lycopodiopsida, Selaginellales, Selaginellaceae. Gene Ontology annotation, cellular component: SAGA complex. The coding region runs from base 85 to 918 and encodes 277 amino acids.
AGUUCCACCUGGGAAGUCUAGAGGAUCGAACGGGCGACCUGGUGCCUGUGGUUUGUUUUGAUUUGUGGGUUGUGAGUGUGGGCUAUGGCGAGCAAUGCAUUGAGCGCGGCGAGCGUGGAGGCCGCGUCGCAAGGGCUCAAGGAGCUGGAUCGAUUGAGGAGAGAACAAGAUGGUCUGAUCAAGAAGAUCAAUAAGAUCCACGCCAAGCUCGCAGAGACCCAACCAGAGCAAGCCGAGAAGUUCGAAGAUAAGUUCUGGAGCAAGCUACGGGAUUUGUACAGUCAAGCUAAAGCACUUGCGGACGCCGAAGAAAGUGCGUCAAAUGCUUGUCUAAGCAAUCUGGACACUCUCUCGAUACCUUCACAAGCUGCUGCUGCUCAUCGACGUAAAACUGAGACUGGCGAUCAAAAGCGGAAGAGAGCCAAGGCCGAUGCAGACUCUUCCAGGCUGAAUUCUCCGAACGUUUCUCGGUCGGCUGAUUCAAUUGGUAAAGCUGUUGGAGACCAGGUCGCCGCGAGGAUUACUCCUGAAGAUUCAGAGAAGAGCGAGUGGAUUGUCGUCAAGGUGACGCGCUUUGAUCGCGAAACAAACAAAUAUGAAGUGAUAGACGAAGAGCCUGGGGACGAAGAAGAAAAUGGUGGAACCGGUGGACCGAGGAAGUACAAGUUAUCUCCCUCCGCAAUCAUCCAAUUCCCAAAACCAGCGACAGCGCUGGAUUUUCCAACGGGAUCUCAAGUUCUUGCGGUGUAUCCAGGCACCACCGCACUGUACAAAGCUACUGUCGUCGGUCCUCAUAGAAAAAAAAAAACGGACGACUAUAUUCUAGAAUUCGAUGACGACGACGAGGAUGGAUUUCUACCAAAGCGAACAGUGCCAUUUUACCACGUUGUCACUCUUCCGGAGGGGCACCGGCAGUAAAGCAACAACAGCCAGUAGCAUUGUCACAGUUGAUCAGCUGUACCAUGUCGCCUGUAACAGUAACAUACGAGAAGAAGCUCAACCGGCCAGCAAACAUGGUAGAGCAAGUUCACCAUAGCAUUGCUGGUAAGAGUUGCAAUGCUCAUCCAGAAUUUGUACCAUCGGGGAUAAGUCCUCUCUAAAUCUUGAAAAACCGGUGCCUCCUAAUAUCUAUUACAUCCGAUUCUAAUCUCUAA